AGCAACAGUAGUUUCGAUUUUCCUACUACUCGACAAUGGCGGGGAAAUGAAAAACGACGCACUUAUAUUUUUUUACUGAAUUUAGGAGAUCUCGCUUUGGUUUAUUUUCGCACGGUGAUCACUGUCGUGCAACACGCAAAGAAAAGACAUCUAGAUCUACUACUACGUCUCUUCUAAUUUUUUGACUAAUUAUACGAGCCUCUUACUGAUACAUUGGCGACAUCAUCAUGUCAGCAGCUAGUCGUCGUGCGAGUGCGACCACCUCCACCCCCACCCCGGGCACAGCUUCUCCCGUGGUCAACUUAAUUCACCCCAUCCCGGUCCCGUUUCCCGAGCCCAGCACGGCGAUCGCCUUUCAUGACUUCAUUCCAGCUCGAAACAAGCAGCCGCUGCUGAAGGCCUCGGCCAACCGGAAGCAGUUUGUCCGGGCCCUGCGUGACCCGGAGGCUUCGUUGUCUAUCAAAUGCAAGUACAAUUUUAUUCUUUAUGUCUGGCCCUGGGCACCAGAAGUCUGGAAGUAGAGUGACCAGGACCACUUUGUCUGUCAUGCAUUUCCUGGAACAGAUAGAUGAUGGCUUCGCAAAGCAUCGUAGGUUUAUUUGAUGAGAAGUACGCUCCAUAUCAGUGCCUAGUUACUUACCCCGCAUGAGAAAUUCUUCCAGAUCCAGGCUCAGACAUCAUAUUCGCAAUGCAUACUUUUGAAUGCAGAGCAAAUCGCGUUCCACGGCCAUGCGUAUCUCCAGGACCUGUUUUCCUUAUGGCGUUCUCAAACGUUGUUCCUACAUUGAAGAUCACAAACCGCAACAGGGAAAACCAAAACCUUGCGCUUCCUGCAUGACAAAUUCGCGGCGAAUUUCCAUCUUGUUGAGCGCACUGGAAAGAACUUAGCAUGCGGAGUAGCUUGAUCAUGCUCGUGCAGCGCGGAAUGUGACGCAGGUUCAUCUGCAUGACAAAUCACCAAGAAAUCAUCGUCACUGUGAUCAAUGUAAACGUUUGAGAACGCUAUACUUCUUGAUGGACCUGUGUGAAGCUACCAAUCAAGUGUCCUCAACCAGUAUCGCAGAUCUUGGGUCAAGCCGAGGUAAGCGGCGUGAGGUGGUCCCCUCGCCCCGUCCAUUACCGGAUCCAGAUGAAUCUCCGACAUCGGCAGGCCGGAGAAACAGGGAGACCGCGAGUACCGCGUCCUCCUCUGGUGCUGUCGUGGAAAUCAGCAGAGUUCCCUUGCUCAGUAUCCAUCAGGAAAAAAAAUACAGUGUAGUGACAGUUGGAGACGAGAAGUAGCCUACUUACAAUAUUUCUUUCACAUCAUGACAGGAAAAAGCUAAUGGUCAUCAUGCGCCACCAGCAGCAAAUAAUAUCAUAAUCAUGGUCAUGCAUCAUGAAUGAAGAGAGGGUGCUGUAUAGACAUACGGCGUGACAAGUUGAUCAAGAUGAGCUUAUUUGCGCUCCGCAUUGCAACCCGGUGGGUUUUUUUCUACUUGGAUACUUCGUUGGGCCUCGGGGUUUUCGACCAAGCGCAAACCCAUCGACCCGAAAACCUUCACGAAUUUCCGGGACAUCUGCUAUCAAACAAAAAAGUGUUAACGUAUAACGGUUUUCAGAGAUUGCAGCUAUGCAUGACAGAUUUUGCCUAGAAUGCAUGCCAUGCAAUACAAAUUCAGGCGCCAUUCCUCCCUGAUGCGUUCCUGCAUCUUCACAAGUUCUGUUGACGCUAACGCUUUUUCCUGUGAUAUCUGCCACUUCGAGAUCAUCAUGACGGGGCUCUCCAUCGCAGCCGCGAAGCUCGCAGUGUGUGGCUUCAUAUGAACUGCAAAAGUAUCGUACUCGUAUAAAUGCAUUACAAAUUUCCUCAGCAUGAAGAAUAAAAUUUGUAAUGCGGAACUGCCUUGGAAACGAGAUUUGUAAUGCAAGACUUGCAUUGGUACGAGUACGAUAUUUUUGCACAGGAUACUUCACCGUGCAGAAGGUCGCUGCCGGAUCCACCACAUAUUCUAGCAGCUCUUUCACUGCCAGCGGCGGGCCGCCAGCAAUGGAGGGAGGGAUGGGUGAAGUUGUAUUCGCGGCGUCUGGAGCCGCCGGCGGGUGGGCAUCUUCCCCAGCUUCGGGUGCUGGGUCAUCUUCUGCCGGGCAAACGGCAAUACAAUCUGCUAAACUCUUCGACCAAAAGGACCUGGAGACCGCACUGCAGCACGCGAAAGAGGCCCAUGCGCUCUACGAGUUUCUGGUCGAGUUUAAUGGCCGCCUGUCGGUGAAGGCGAUCCAAGAUCUUUUUCCCGAAAUCGACCCCCGAAUGCUGGACGCCCUGCUGGGAUACGCGCACCUGUGCAUGAAUGUGCUCGCGCUGGAGGCGGUCUUGAACGGCGAAAGGCGGGCGACGCUGAAAAAAUCCCUGCUUGCGUCCAUUGCGGAAAAUAACCGUACCGAGGCGACGCAAGUGAUGACACUGCUGCGCCCGUUCCUCACAAGUAGUACGGGAAGGAUGGCCGAUUUUGAACAUGUGAGGAGAUUAUCGGACCACUGCGAAGAAUACGCCGCCAUCAUGGGAAUCGUUGCUAACGGAUUCUCAUGCAUUGCAAAAGUAUCGUACUUGUCGUUGUAGUUGCAGGUAUGCAUUACAGGUCUUAUUCUGGACGUAAAUCCGCAUUGCAAAUUCAAUACUUCAUCAUGCUGGGAAAAUUUGCCAUGCAGUUUCCACUAUUGCGAUGCUUUUCAUCCUCUUGCAGGGCAUAAUUCAAAGCGGAGGAGCUGUACGAGGCGAACGAUUUUGGGAAAGCGGAGGGCUUCGCAAAUAUAGCACUAAAUAUCGCACAGAAGAAAAAAGCUAGCAUAUCUCCACAUUUGGAAAAAGAAAAUGCAGAAAGCAGCAGAAAAACAGAAAGAUCUGCCCUGGGAUACCCCAUGUAGCAUUUUUCUGCUCGAGACAUGAUGGUGCAAGAAAGAGUUCUUCAUUGUGUACUUCUAGUAUUCACUUUUGCAACAUCUACACAUGUGAUAUGCUACUAGUUUUCUUCCCAGUUGGAUACUGAAGAAAUUCUACCAGGAUGAGCUGAAGGUUAAGUUUCCCAGAAACUACAACAUGCAUCCUCCCGACCACUCGACCAUGAUCAAGACACCCUCUGUGACCUUGACAGCAAUGCGAAAAACCUACAUUCACGACUACUGGAAGGGCAAACUGCGCGAGAUCGUGUACCACAGGAAAAAAUGUAUAACGUUAUACGGAAUCUUCUGUGAUGCAGCCAUGCAUCACAAAACAUGCCAGAAUUUGUCAUCCAUAGCAUUCGUAAUGAGCUACAUUUGUGAUGAAUGACUGCAAUCUGUGAUGAAAUAACGCUUGUUUUUCUUGUGAUAUCGUGAAAGAGAAUUCCACAAUCUACUUCCAGCCCGUCCCGGACCCGUUCGAAGAUCAGGUAGAUGCUGCCCCCGGCUCAUCCCCCGGAGCAUCAGUAGCCGCAGCCUACCAAAUCGCCCCGCGCUCCUUGGCAACGAACAGUCAAAAAUUCGACGCUUGGAAAAGUGUAUGCUUCGGUGCAGAGAGUUACAAUCACCUUGGUAUUCAGUAUUUCCCGGCACCUUCAUCUUGUGGAUGAAAAAUGAAUAUAAGUAAACAGAAAGUAGAGAAACACUUUGAUUCUUGUUCCGUAUGGGUAAGCAUGCUAUUCUUUACCAUAUUUAUAUAUAUCCUGAGAGUCGGAGAGGGAGAAUCAGAAUUCGAUGGUGAUUUAUUUCACUCGCAUAGCUUGGACAGAGAAGUUUCUCGGUGGAGGAGCUGAGAUUGGUAUGGGCCGGCGAAAACGAGGAAAUCGACGAGGACACGAGCUACGUGUAUACUGGUGAGGACGACGGGGGCGCUCCAGUCCUCUUUGCGAGUCGUCCAACUGGAGUUUUUCCGGAGGCCGAAGUAACGAGUGCUGCUGGUGCGGACGAGGGAGUACGAGGUGCUGGUCCACAGCGGGCCGUCGCCGUGCCCCGCCCGCCUGCGGGUGAUAAAAGCCAAGGCGCUGCAAGAACAAGCGGUCGCGAAAACCGGACCAAAACCUUCGGGAUCCUGAAUGAUGGACAGCUGCAACAAAUUUUGAGUGGGACGUCGAACACGAAUGAAGUAGAAGUCAUGGGGAGCGACGACUGCAUUGGCGAAAGUGGAGGCACGGCUAGCGCUCGUGGUAGUACCUCUGCUGGUAGACAAGCUGCUGAUCAUCACGGAAGCCCGCCGCUGGUCGUGCAAGGCAGUCCUAUCUAACAAGCUUGCGCACGUAGAACGACGAGAACGGAGGACGACUCUAACUCUACAAGCUUCCGUGUGCUGUUCAGGCUGGUGACCAACAGACCAGGUCGCGUCUUCACCCUGGUUAACCGAGGAUGACCAUCACGGUUAACUUGCUGGCGCCACGUGCUUCUACUGCCGACAAUUUCGUACAAACAGACACAGGCUGAAGAUUUGAUCAGCGAUUUCGUUGAUGAUCUACUUCAUCUACAGCAUCUUCCCGACUUCAACAUCUUCAUGUCGCUUAGUGUGGCCGAUGUGUUCGAAUCGCCCGGUUGUACAGGAGCGGCCCUUGGUCGUGCUUCUACAGCUCUGCGCGUCCUCAAAAAUGCAGCACAACGAGAGAGGUAGAUGAGCGGCACGAUCAGC
This is a messenger RNA of Amoebophrya sp. A120, 4630 nucleotides long. Lineage: Eukaryota; Dinophyceae; Syndiniales; Amoebophryaceae. The record is from the annotation of a GenBank genome assembly.